Molecule: messenger RNA, 1146 nt
Organism: Fusarium musae
Lineage: Eukaryota; Fungi; Ascomycota; Sordariomycetes; Hypocreales; Nectriaceae
Exons: 1
Coding region: 1-1146 (381 amino acids)
Molecular function (GO): hydrolase activity
Source: RefSeq, a predicted model, not a curated record
AUGGCAACCCAAACUGUUAACCCCUCGACCGUUGAUGGUUACCGUGACUCGGACGAUGAGUUCAGCUCAGAUGAUCAGGAGUUUCACGUUGAUGAGCGCUCUGGGCGGUCUUGGCCGACCAAGAUUCUUCAUAACGUUAUCCAGCCUAUCAAGCCAAAGUUGGUAGAGAUUGGGAAGGUUUCAUCUGCUGAUCCUACACGAUGCAAGCCUUCGAGGGGAGCGAGGAAGAGAUGUGAUGUUCAAGAGAACAAGGUUGAGGGCAUUUGGACGUAUGAUAUGACUCCAAAGACUUCUGAUGGAGAGAAGAGGUCCUAUGCCAGAAGGAUAUUGUACUUUGCUGGAGGUGGAUGGCAAGCACCUCCAAGUGGUAAGCAAACCAUUUUCUCGCCAGGAGCCCUACUAACGUUUGCAGGCCAACAUUGGACUUUCUGCGGAGAGAUGAUAAACCGCCUGCAGGAUACUAGACUCACCCUCGUCUCGUACCCCCUAGCGCCCAAGGACCCCGUUCAAGACGCAUUCCCAGCUAUCUGCAAGACUUACAAUGUCUUGUUGAAGGAGUCAUCUGACCUUGGCGAGAGGGUGAUCGUUGCAGGAGACAGUUCAGGAGGCAACAUUGCCCUAUGCCUGGUGACUUGGACCAUGAGACAUCAAUAUGUACAAGCCGUUCGACCUCCGUCUGCCAUCCUAGCCAUCACUGCGACCACCGAUUUACGUCACAAUCACCCCGACAUCAAAAAGGUAGACAAAGUUGAUCCUAUUCUGAGCGAGUCGUCCAUCAAUGAAACAGCCGGUGCAUGGGCUCCUGGACACUCAGAUGUGAAUCAACAAAACGGGACGAACACGGAAUCAACAGAUAGGAAUGAAAAGCUCGACUGGUCCGCCGAUGAUCCCCGAGUAUCACCCAUCCAUGCCGACUUGGGCGUCUGUAUCAGGAACAACGUCAAGAUCCAUGGUAUUACAGCUUCACAUGAUGUUCUUGGGCCAGAGGCUGUUGAGUUCAGAGAGAGAUGUAGAAAGGAAGGUGUUGAUGGAGAGUGGUUGUCUUGGGGUGAUCAGAUGCAUUGCUUCCCGUUGGCAUACAAGUAUGGGUUGAAGGAGAGUAAGGAGGGGCUUGAAUGGAUUAUUGAUGUUUUGAAGAAAUGCUGA